Elaeis guineensis (African oil palm) is the source of this 2055-nucleotide messenger RNA. RefSeq names its product arginine-specific demethylase JMJ22. The record is from RefSeq and is a predicted model, not a curated record. Gene Ontology annotation, cellular component: nucleus. NCBI's taxonomy places the organism in Eukaryota, Viridiplantae, Streptophyta, Magnoliopsida, Arecales, Arecaceae. Gene Ontology annotation, molecular function: protein binding; cis-regulatory region sequence-specific DNA binding.
GAAAUAGUCAAGCUUCAUUUUGAUCGAGUCUGGCGGGGAGCGAGCUUGAGCCCAUGGCUGCUCUCUUGUUGCAUAUUAGCCGGCCUUUUGGUACCCUCGCUCCCAGUCUUCAUCCUUUCCUCACUCCUCCUCCAGAUGCCGAGCGUAUUCCACUGUCUCACCUCUCCCCGUCUCAAGCGAAAGAAGCCCAAAAAGAGGAGGAGAAACCCCACCAAAACCCUAACCCUAAACCCUUCUCCCAAGCCGCCACCCCCAAAUCUCGCACCACAAGUAUCCGGUCGCGAAGAGGCCGAGGAACCCCUGGAGGAGGAGGUGGAGGUGGGCUUCAAGCUUAAACCUUCCGUCUCCUCCCGACCUCUCGCCGUCCAACCUCUCGGCAACCUCUUCCUCCUCGAUCCCUGCGCCAACGCCCGGAACUCUGGCCUAGGCGCCCUCCGCGUCCUCUCCGACGAGCUCCUCCUCGACAUCCUCGGCCUCCUCUGCAGCCGCGACCUCGCCGUCCUCUCGGCCGUGAGCCACUCCUUCUACGUCUUCGCCGGCCACGAGCCCCUCUGGAGGAAUCUCGUCGUCGAGGAGCUCAAAGGUGAUUUCUUGUUCGAUGGCUCCUGGAAAUCCACCUAUGUUUCGGGCAUCGCGCCUCGCUCCGCCCCCUCCCAUGCGGCAGCCAUCACCAUUCGGAACUUUUACUCGGAUUAUUUGUUCCAGAGCUGGCUGUGCGCCAAUCUGGAGAUGAAGCCGGAGUGGCUCGAGAGGGACAACAUCGAGAGGAGGCGGGGAAUGUCGGUGGAGGAGUUUGUGGAGUCGUUCGAGGAGCCCAAUAGGCCGGUGCUUCUGGAGGGAUGCCUCGAGAGCUGGCCGGCAAUGGACAAGUGGACAAGGGAGCAUCUUGCGAAGGUCUGUGGAGAUGUGAAGUUUGCAGCGGGGCCAGUGGAGAUGACGCUCGAGCGCUACUUCUGCUAUGCCGAUUCGGCAAGGGAGGAGCGCCCGCUGUACCUUUUCGACCCAAAUUUUGCCAAGAAGGUGCCCGAGAUGGGAUCGGACUAUGAGGUUCCAGUAUACUUCAGGGAGGAUCUCUUUUCAGUUCUUGGAGAGGAGAGACCGGAUUACCGGUGGGUCAUCAUCGGACCGGCAGGGUCUGGUUCGUCGUUCCAUGUGGACCCAAAUUCCACAUCUGCCUGGAAUGCGGUGAUCAAGGGUACGAAGAAAUGGGUGAUGUUUCCACCAGAGAUUGUGCCACCAGGGGUCCACCCGAGUCCAGAUGGGGCUGAGGUUGCAUGUCCAGUCUCCAUCAUGGAGUGGUUUAUGAACUUUUAUGGAGCGUGUAAGAACUGGAAGAGGAGGCCCAUUGAGUGCAUCUGCAGAACUGGGGAGGUGGUCUUCGUGCCCAAUGGGUGGUGGCAUCUGGUGAUCAAUCUUGAGGACUCCGUUGCAAUCACACAGAACUAUGUGAGCAGGAGAAACUUGUUGAAUGUGCUGGAUUUCCUUGAGAGGCCCAAUGCAAGUGAGCUUGUCUCGGGAACCAAAGAUAGGGUGAACCUAUAUGAGAAGUUCAGAAAUGCCAUUAAUGCUGCUUUCCCUGGAACGAUUGAUCAACUACGACAGAAAGCUCGUGAGAAAAUUACCCAGAAGAAAAAGCUUACCUUCUGGGAAUCCGUUACAGAUGCCAAUGCAGGAGGAUUCAAGUUUUCUUUCUAACCCAUUCAAAUUGAACAUUAGCAUGGGUACAAAAUCCCUGGAGGCUGGUACCCUAUUCUGAGCCAAGUUUUCUUUCUGAUGAAGGAUCCAUCCCAUUGACACACCAAAUGGAAUUGUUCUUUUUCUCUGACAACUCAUUUUGUUGAAGUGAUUCAGAGCGUGGUUUACUUGAAGAACUCUUCCUGAUAGUUUUCAAGGGAAAGAACAGCUCUCCCAUAUAUAUUGCAUUUUUCUACUUAUGCUUGCCCAGGUGGCACAUCAAAUUUUUAUUGUUGUAUUUCAUUUUGAUUUGAUUCGAUCUGAACAUGGAAUAUUCUGUAUUCAUAUUUUCUCAGAGAUGUUGGUCAUGGUUGGUUCUCA